GCCAGCUGUGUAUAAUAAAGUCCUCCCGGCGGUUGGCUCCUCUCCUCUGUCUAUACUCAGCACAGCACUUUAGUGGAGGAGGCAGAAGUAUGAACGUGUAUGGGCAGCACUCCUCUCCUCAUCCAGGACACCCCUAUCUCCCGGACAAGGCACUCUACAAUGAUAACUUCACCCUCUACCCUCCGCAGAGCCUCUGCCAGCCUCACAAGACUGCAUUCCACACGCCCACAUAUGUUGGCAAUGGCAUCAGUGACUUUCUAGCUCCGAAUAGCAGCCCAUACUGGUGGCUGAACGGGUCCGGUGCCAACCCCUCUCCUUACCUGAAUGGAGGGGCAUCCCCUGCCUUUGGAGGCAGCCAGGCUCAGGUGGUGGCUCCUCAUGGGUAUGGUCCAUCAGAGAUGCCGUGGCGACCUUUCCCCACCCAGGAGGAGCUGCUCCAGAUGGUGAGACCACCCUUCUCCUAUUCUGCCCUGAUCGCCAUGGCCAUCAAGAACAGUCCCACCAAGAAGCUCACCCUCAGCCAGAUCUACACCUAUGUGACCGAUCACUUUCCUUUCUACAAGAGGAACAAAGCUGGCUGGCAGAACUCCAUCAGACACAACCUGUCCCUCAAUGACUGCUUCAAGAAGGUGGUCAGGGAAGGCGAUGACCCAGGGAAGGGCUGUUACUGGACACUGGAUCCAAACAGCGAGAAGAUGUUCGAUAAUGGAACCUUCAGGCGGAAGAAGAAGAAAAAGAAGUGUGGUGAAACCGCUGGUCACGUGACGGAACUCUCUGUAAAGUUGGAGGACAAGAAUGUCUCUCAAUCCCAGAGGUCAGAUAACCUCGAGGAAGACCAAGACCACAAGAUCAAAUCUUCCCCCGAGUCCUCUCCACCCUUGGACACCAGCCCAUGUCUCAUCAGCUUCACAUGUGCCAUGAUGGACGGCCAGCCCUCUGUGCAGAUCUCUGGGGAUAUAUCGCCCACCAAGUACUAUUUUACUGAAGUGGCCCCUGGCUCAAUUGGUAAUGACUCGGUGCAAAUUGGAGAAUCCGACUUCCUACCUCACUUAUCCAACCAAUCAGAACAGCCUGUGCUCUUCUCUGGGGGGCUCUCUCCACACUGGUCCCGUGCUGUAUAACCAGAAAGCUGAUGGACUUUAAAACACACACAGCUUCCAUUUUUGAACUAUUGUGCCUUUUUU
Rana temporaria (common frog) is the source of this 1184-nucleotide messenger RNA. RefSeq names its product forkhead box I2 (gene FOXI2). Gene Ontology annotation, biological process: regulation of transcription by RNA polymerase II; cell differentiation; anatomical structure morphogenesis. Gene Ontology annotation, molecular function: DNA-binding transcription factor activity, RNA polymerase II-specific; RNA polymerase II cis-regulatory region sequence-specific DNA binding. Lineage: Eukaryota; Metazoa; Chordata; Amphibia; Anura; Ranidae. The record is from RefSeq and is a predicted model, not a curated record.